AUGCCAAGUGAAGUCAAUAAGCCGUGUAUUUAUAUAAAUCCGUUUUUCAAUAUUCCUCAGAAAAAUAAUAUUCACAUAAAUCCAAAUGUACAAUUGAAUGUCGCCAUCCACGUUAAUCCUAAAAUGGUUAACGCGCUGUCUGCAACGCAGCUGAGUCAAUUAAAUCAACAAAAAUUUUAUAAUCAACAACAAACGCAACAAAUUAAUGGACAAUCUAGCCACAUUAAAAGUAUACCAAAAGCACCUAGUGUCUCGAAUUUACCUAGUAGUGGUUCAAAAUUAAACGUCCAAAAAUCAGUUUAUAUAAAUCCAAAAUUAAUGCAACAAUUAAAAUCUGUACCUGAUGUACAGAAAUCACCAAUUACUCCAAUUUCACCAAAAUUUAUUAGCAAAAGAACUUUGGUAUCGAAAAAUAAAAUUAUUAAUAGUAAUACUAUUGUUAAUUAUGAUAACAAUAGAAAUGUUUUAGUUAAUAACGCCAAUAAAAGGAUUUUUAUUAAUUCUAGUAAUAAAAAUUUGAAUAAUAUCAGCAACAAAAGUUGGAAAAAUACUAAUAAAAGUAUCAAUAAUUUAACUACCAACAGCAUAACUAUUAAAAAAAGUUCGCCGUCAUUAGUUUCGAUAUCAAAGCGUAAAUUAAUUCGUAUUAAACCAGCAACAAAAUUAUCGUUAAAUAAUUCACCUGUACUUAAAAAGAGUCCGGUGUUAGUUAAAAAAUCGCCUAUGAAAUUACAUAAUUUAGAGGGAGUUAAAAGAACUACUUUGUGUAGUCCAAUUACCAAAUCUUUUAAAUUAAACAAUUUAGCGGCAACUAAAAAAAUAACAUCCCCGGGAACCAAGUCUCUUAAAUUGAAUAACUUGAAUAAGUAUAAAAAAAUAAAUGUACGUCCGGUUGCAAGUACGAGCACGAGUAGAGUAAAAAGUGCGAUAGGAAUGUCUUCGGGUAAUAAAUACAAAAUAGAUAGGACGAAAACAGAGAAGAAAAAAGCGACAGUUCGCAAAAGGGUAGUGAGAUGCAAACCCAGGUCUACAAAUACGAAUUUAAUUAAAAUUGAUGGAGUGAUGUAUAAGUCAUCAAAGUCACAACUUGUUAAAAGCAGUCCCAGUAGUCAAUCUACUAUAUCGAAGAAAUUCAAUACUGUUAAUGUUAAUCGAAAUAGUUUAAAUAAUUCUCGUAGCAAAAAUAUCUAUAGGCAAAUAAAGUCUAAUAGCAAGAUAGUAAAUUUAAAAAGUAUCAGUACAAAAGUAAUUUUCAAUAAAGACUCGGCUACAACUACGACACUCUUACAGCGCUCUAAUUACAAACAUUUUUUGAGUAAUCGAGCGAAGCAAAAAUCAAUCCAAAUUUUGCGACACAAAAUGUCGAAAAAUAAUCAACCUUGCUUGCUCUUCCAACGUUUCGGAUUUUGCGCUAAAUUCAAUGAAGGAACUUGUCCCAAAGUACAUGACAAAAAACAAGUAGCCCUUUGUAAAAACUUCCUUCAAGGUAAUUGUCUCGUUGACAAUUGUCGUCUUUCUCACGAUGUUGGUCCGGAAAAAAUGCCAACGUGUAAAUAUUUUUUGGAUGGAUGCUGUGUUCGCGAUUCAUGCCAAUACCUUCACGUAAAAGUAUCUGCAAAUACUCCCAUUUGUAUUCCAUUUUUACAAGGAUACUGUGAAAAGGGUGACAAGUGCAAACAGCGGCAUACAAACAUUUGUCCUGAAUUCGAAAAAACAGAAAAGUGUUCAAAAGGUAAGAAUUGUCCUUAUCCUCAUAAAUCCUCAACGUCGGCACAAAAAUUAAAAGUAUAUAAUAAGAAAAAGUGUAAAGCCACAAUCACCUUCAGUACACAAACGGGCGUUGAUAACGAAAAAUCAGAUGCUUAUUCGUCUUCCAACUUAUUACCGAUUCGCGAUGAUAACAAAAAACGUUAUUACGAUAAUGAUGAUUGUUUGGACGAGACAUUGGCGGCUAAAAGAAUAAAAAUAAUAACUAAAAUAAAUACUAUGAAAUACGUAAUGUCUGGUUCUGAACAAAAUCAUCCAUCAGUAGCACUUGAUUCAUCUGUUGUCACUCAUAAUAAUGCACACCAGCAAUCAGAUAAAUCCUCACAGCCUGAUAGUCAAAAUUUACAAUUUAAAAGGCCACCGAUCGGACCUUUACCUGCCUAUAUUCCUAUUUGA
This is a messenger RNA of Cotesia congregata, 2163 nucleotides long. The record is from the annotation of a GenBank genome assembly. NCBI's taxonomy places the organism in Eukaryota, Metazoa, Arthropoda, Insecta, Hymenoptera, Braconidae.